UCAGACGGAUUACCGCGGCGGGCUGGCUGAAAGACGAAUCACACCGUCGCCGUCGCUCGGUUUUUCCAGCAGCUGUGGCGGCGUGAGGGAGCCGUGAUGGCAUGUGUGGCACGGACGUUAACGGACAGCGUUCAACUUUACACUUGAGGACAACAAACCAGGCUGAGUCCCGAGAUUAUGUCCGGAGCUUGUCUUGCUGCUGUGGAGAAAAGUUUCCCAGGAGUAGGCAUACAUUCACACCAGCGGCGGUAACAUGGCAGAGCGCAGCUCUUGCGAUGUCCUCAGCAUCCCGGUGCCCAUUCGUCGCGGCGGCUCGGAGUCCAACCUGGACGUGGUGGACAGUGUCGGCGAUGACGGAGUGGGCCUGGAUUUCACCAAGGGAGCGCUGGGUAUUGACAGCCUGCAGCAGAAGAUCCUCAAGGUGACGGAGCAGAUUAAGGUGGAGCAGACGGCUCGGGACCAGAACGUCGCCGAGUACUUGAAGCUUGUGAACAAUGCCGACAAGCAGCAGGUGUCACGAAUACGUCAGGUCUUUGAAAAGAAGAACCAGAAGUCGGCGCACUCCAUCGCCCGGCUGCAGAGGAAGCUGGAGCAGUACCACCGCCGCGUGAAGGACGGCGAGACCAACGGCAAACACAGCCACAAGGACGGCAGCAGCAAGGAGUCCGGGACACACAGUAAGGAGGGCAGCCUGCGGGACGUCAGCGCCACCGGACGGCACCCGGCGCUGGAUAAAGUGAAGACAAUCGGGCCCGGGGUGUCGCUCUCACCGCCGUUCUUCUUCAACAAGUCGCGGGAGUUUGCCAACCUCAUUAGGAACAAGUUCGGUAGCGCUGACAACAUCGCCCACCUCAAGAACUCCAUGGAGUCGGGGUCGGGGCUGCAGGUGGACGCUGGGGCAAGGGGUCUGAGCGGGAGUGCCACCACGGUAGCGAAGACGAGUAAGUACCACAGUGAUGACGAGUGCUCCACGGGGACGUCCGCGUCCGCUGACUCAAACGGGAACCCGGCAGGGGGCUCCGGGGCUGGAUCUGGAGGUGCGGGGAGGUCGGACUCCAACGGGCGGCUGGGGGAGGUGCUGGACAUGGUGCGGGAGAUCAGGGAGGCUCAGGCACAGCUGGCAGAGGACAUGGAGACUCUGAAUACACAGUUCAAACGAGAUUACAGCUACUUCACACAGAUGAUGCAGGAGGAGAGAUACAGGUAUGAGCGGUUGGAGGACCAGUUAAACGACUUGACGGAGCUCCACAUGCAUGAGACCAAUAAUCUGAAGCAGGAACUGGCCAGUAUCGAGGAGAAGGUGGCAUACCAGGCCUAUGAGAGGGCCAGAGACAUUCAGGAGGUCCUGGAGUCGUGCCAGACUCGUGUGUCUAAGCUGGAGCUCCACCAGCAGCAGCAGCAGACAGUUCAGCUGGAAAACACCGAUGCAAAGGUGCUGCUGGGGAAGUGCAUCAACAUCAUGCUCGCUAUCGUCACCGUGAUCCUCGUGUGCGUUUCCACGGCGGCCAAGUUCACCGCCCCGCUGCUGCGUAGCCGCCUCCACCUGGCGCUUACCUGCGUGGGCGUGUCCGUGUUGGCGCUGCUGUGGAAGAACUGGGAACAUCUACCGUGCGCGUUGGAACGAUUGCUCCUCCCGCACUGAUGCACAAGAGCACAAGUGAGACCAGAAAACGUACGCCGACCCUGGAGUCAAGUUCUCUGCGAGGUGUGUUGUCAUGGCAACGCAGAAAACACUGGGGAGGGAGUUUACAUGUAGCCUUACACCAGCCCCAGUUCCCCAGAGAUUUUGGGCCCCGCCGUGAUUUAUGGCUGUGCUUUGCAUGUCUAAAUGGGUCCACACAAAUACACAGCCUUUCCCAGAAUGCACCUCUACUGUAAUUCCAACACACAGAUGUAAGCUGAUAUAAAUAUAACUGUGACAAAGGCUGCAGGUGCAAACACACACACUUUGCACACACUGACAUUAAAGUGCAUCACUACAGUCCAAAGUAUCAGACCACUAAAAGAUCAAUCAGCUGGAAGUGAUCAGCCGCAUUAUUGGCUUUGUGACUCGUCACCUGCUCUCAUGUGGUCGUCAGAAGAUUCUGGAUCGCACCAACAACACGCGCUAAAAUCUAAAUAUAGAGAAUAUCAUUGGUGCAUGGAAAUACAGCGAUUAUUUCCUGCCCUUAAAGGGAAGCGUAUCUGUGAUAGCACCACCUCACACCUCUAAACAAACACUCGCUGGCGGUUUGUGUCCAGUCGAGCAGCGUUGAGCCCGCACACAGUACGCCUCCUUGUACACCAGCCAGCUGUGACAACACAAAGACACAUCCACCUGAAGGGUGAUUUGUACUGCGUGUACUCAACUCUUCUGUAUUUAUGUGACGUUUCUUUCUUUCUUUCUUGUCAGUGUCUCAUUAAAAAGGACAUUUUUAA
Molecule: messenger RNA, 2418 nt
Organism: Epinephelus lanceolatus (giant grouper)
Lineage: Eukaryota; Metazoa; Chordata; Actinopteri; Perciformes; Serranidae
Gene: tmcc3
Product: transmembrane and coiled-coil domain family 3
Cellular component (GO): endomembrane system
Source: RefSeq, a predicted model, not a curated record